AAUUAUAGGAAGUUCCCAUAAACAUUUUUACCUCUUUCCUAUUUAAGAACAACAUUAUACUAUUAAUAAUUUCCAAAUUUAAAAUCCAAUUUCUUACACCUCCACCUAAAAUUGGUAAAUAAAUAUUUUUUUUGAUUCUUGAAUGUAAACAAUACAAAUCAUAUAAAACCCCUAGAAAUUAUAAUUAACAAUCCCAAAUUUUACUAACCAAUAAAAAUUAAAUUAAUCUUCUUUUUCUCUCCCAACGUCAUCAUGACCACCAUUAACGCCGUCAAGAAAACUCAAGGACGGAGGAAAAUUGCAAUCAAACCAAUAGACAAUCAAAACAGUCGGCACGUUACUUUCUCUAAACGCCGUUUAGGACUUUUCAAAAAAGCCAGUGAACUUUGCAUCUUAAGCGGUGCAGAAAUUGUUAUACUUGUACAGUCAUUAAAACGACAGCGUCUCUUCACAUUCGGUCAUCCUAGCCCCGACGCCGUCAUCGACCGUUACCUCACCGGAAAAUCAGUAUCUCCCGGUGACGGCGAUCAAUUCAACUUGCAACAGAGUAAUCAGUAUUAUUCCCAGAUUUGUAGAGAUCUGGAAUUAGAGAAGAAGAAGAAGGAGAAUAUUGAAGAAUCGAAGAUGGUUAAUAAUGGGGGAUUUUGGUGGAACGAACCAAUUGAUGAUAUGGGGAUUGAAGGACUUGAAGAAUUUAUGAGUGCAUUGGAAGAAUUGAAGAAGAAGGUAACAAUGAGAGCUGAUGAGUUGAGUAUGAUAAAUGGGUCUUCUUCGAAUUCGACCAUGAAAAUAGCAAGAUUUGGGGCUGAAGAUCAAUAUUUUAAUGAAUCAAUCGAUUAUUGUUCUUCCAUUGUUCCUUUUGAUUUCAAUCAACCAGGAGAUAGACAAUUCUGAAGCAAUUUGCACUAAUACUAAACCAUGAUUUAGCUAAUUAUUAACUAAACAAUUACUAGCAAUUUUUUUGGCUGUUGCCUUCUUUUUCGAUAUAUGAAAACGUCGAAAAUCCCCGCGACCAAUUCCGCGUUUAAUGGGAUUAGGGAA
Molecule: messenger RNA, 1041 nt
Organism: Solanum pennellii
Lineage: Eukaryota; Viridiplantae; Streptophyta; Magnoliopsida; Solanales; Solanaceae
Product: agamous-like MADS-box protein AGL62
Exons: 1
Coding region: 253-894 (213 amino acids)
Biological process (GO): regulation of transcription by RNA polymerase II
Molecular function (GO): protein dimerization activity; RNA polymerase II cis-regulatory region sequence-specific DNA binding; DNA-binding transcription factor activity, RNA polymerase II-specific
Source: RefSeq, a predicted model, not a curated record